AUGAGUUUUGAGAAAGACGAAAGUCUCGAUGAGGGCAAGAAUCGAGAUGUCGAUGCUCUUGAGUCUCACCAAAAUGAACUCAGUGAACAAAUAACGAACGAAGAUGUUAAAUUGGAUCACUUCGAUGCAUCUGCGGCGGUUAUUAAAGAUAGAGGGGUAUACAGAGUAGAGGCUCUAAAGACAUAUUUGGAUACAAUAAAGAAUGGUUUGCGGAUGAAAAUCAUCUUCGGUACCUCAAUAAUGAUCUGUGCUUGGGCUAUUGCUUUAGAUUCUGGCGUUACCUAUAGUCUCCAGCCAUGGGCAACUUCAUCGUAUCAGGAGCACUCAAUGGGCUUGGGUGCGCUUUCGAUUGCUAAUGCAAUUAUUACUUCCAUCUCAAAGCCAGUAUUCGCUAGAAUUUCAAAUGUGGUCUCUCGUCCAACUACUUACAUACUUAGUAUCUUAUUUUAUGCUGUGGGAUAUAUUAUUGUUGCAGCAAGUAAUACCGUAUCUGCUUACAUUGUUGGACUGGCCGUAGCUAGCGCAGGGUCUUCAGGUAUUGAUUUCCUAAAUAGCCUUAUUGUCGCAGACAUGUCUAGCUUAAAAUGGAGAGGUUUUGUCACAUCUAUGUUGUCAACACCAUACAUCAUUAACACUUGGUAUGCUGGGUAUAUUGUUCAAGAUUUGGGUGCACAAAAUUGGAGAUGGGGAUAUGGAAUGUUUACAAUUAUUAUGCCUGUAGUUGUGGCUCCAGCAACUAUUAUCAUGGUAUAUUAUGAAGGGAGAGCUCAAAAAAAUCUUUCACCUAAACAGAAAGCUGACUAUAAAGCUUCAUAUGGAUUUAAAGGUAAUUGGAAAACACUUUUAUGGAGAGUUAUAGUGGAGGUAGACCUUUUAGGAUUAGUCCUUCUAGGCUUUGGCUUCGCUUUAGUUUUGUUACCUCUUUCGUUAUAUCAAAGUGCUGAAAAUGGAUGGAGAAACCCCAGCAUUAUUGCUAUGAUGGUUGUUGGUGGUGUUAUUUUAAUUCUAUUUUUCUUGUACGAAUUCUUAUUGGCACCUUACCCGAUAACUCCAAAAAGAGUUUUAAAUAGAACAUUAAUAUGUUCAAUUUUAAUUGACUUUUUCUAUCAAUUAGGUGGUAUGAUUCCUUUGGUUUAUUUAUCAUCAUUUGCCUAUAUUGUUCAGGAUUGGAGUGAUAGAAAUUGGACUUAUUAUAAUAACACUUUAACUAUGAGUUUAUGUGUUUUCGGUGUAGUGGCUGGUAUUUUCUAUAGAAUAACUCAUAGGUAUAAAGUUUACCAAAUUUUCGGAAUCGUCCUUUCAAUUCUUGGACUGGGAAUAAUGAUAGAAGGAAAAAAUGCAAGAUCAAGCACUCUUGCUUUAGUUUGGUCUCAAAUAUUAGACGGUAUGGGAGGAGGCUUUAACGUCGUUGGAUCAGGAGUCGCCUUACAGGCUUCAGUUCCUCAUAGAGAUAUGUCUAUAUCAAUGUCUAUUUUAUCACUUUGGUCUUAUAUAGGUCAGUCAAUUGGUUCUGCUAUAUCUGUUGCAAUAUGGGAAGGGAAGAUGUAUAACGCCUUGAGAAAACAUUUGCCUAGUUCUGUUCUGGACACAGAAGUUGCAAGCUUUUUUGCUGACAUCACUGUGAUCCGUGGAUACGAUUUCAAAGGCGAAAUAAGGCAAGGAGCUGUCAGAGCUUACAAGGAGGUUAACUAUUACUUUUAUGCAAUUGCUUUAGGAUUACAAUUUAUUCGCCUUAUAGCAGCUUUAUUCCAAAGUAAUUAUUUCCUAGGUGAUCAACAAAACGCAGUCGAGUCUGCAAUUGUAAACCCCAAUUCUGAAGCAAGCGAAACAGAACAUAAGGACGAGGAAGAAUGGUACAAGACUCGUAAAGGAUGGAAGGGUAUAUUACUUGAUGUCUGGUAA
Priceomyces carsonii is the source of this 1902-nucleotide messenger RNA. RefSeq lists its product as uncharacterized. Lineage: Eukaryota; Fungi; Ascomycota; Pichiomycetes; Serinales; Debaryomycetaceae. The transcript has a single exon. Gene Ontology annotation, molecular function: transmembrane transporter activity. The record is from RefSeq and is a predicted model, not a curated record. Gene Ontology annotation, cellular component: plasma membrane. The coding region runs from base 1 to 1902 and encodes 633 amino acids. Gene Ontology annotation, biological process: transmembrane transport.